Cladocopium goreaui is the source of this 1217-nucleotide messenger RNA. NCBI's taxonomy places the organism in Eukaryota, Dinophyceae, Suessiales, Symbiodiniaceae. The record is from the annotation of a GenBank genome assembly.
AAAUACCCGGUGCGCGAAGAAAAGCCGCGAUGAGCCAAGUAUGGCAAGUGGCAGCUCAAGGUGGGCUGGUGGUGCGAGAAGCUCCAGAGCUUCAGAGCAAAGAAUUUGACACAAAGCUGUCCUCUGAUGCCUUCGUGGAGGAGUUGGAAGUGACCAACGAGUGUCUUCAUUACCAGCUCCUUGCAGGCUCAGGUCCUGAAUGUGGUUGGGUGAACCUGAAACUUGACGAUCAGGAGCUGUUGCGCUGCAUCAUCAAAGCCCGGCAGGAAUCUUUGGAUGAAUGUCGGCCUCCCUUUUUCUGUGCCUGGUACUCUGGCGGCUUUUCCCCCAAGGACGGCGAGAAGUUGUUGGCACCUUUGAUUGAAGCAGUCCGGGAUGUAGGUCUAAAGGAUGCGGCCAUUUUUCACUUCCCUGAUGCUUAUGGGAUGACCGAUGAAGGCCGUGAGCCCUGGGCCAGCUACAUUGACCUGCUCAUUGAAGAGAUCGACAAGAUCACAGGCAGCAGCCGCCCCUUGAUCCUCUUCGGCCACAGCCGCGGCGCGGCGCCGGCGACCUGUGUGGCCUACCGGCAGCCGGAACGAGUGCGCAAGGUCUACAUCGCAGCCUGUGGCGCCAUGCAGUUGGGGGAAGCCACUGGCUGGGAACUUCUGAGUCAUAGCUUCAAGCAAGGAGGCGACCGGGAGCUUCUGAAGUGGUUCUCAAGCUUGCAGCCACAGAACAUUCUGCUCCACCGCACAGCGCAUGAAACUUCCGAUGCCGAAUUUGAGGAACAGGUGCAGUCCAGCAAGUUCCUAUCAGAUAUGCUUCAGCUCAUGCGCUGCCAGUACCGUGACGCCAUGUAUCCGGAUCCCGCGCGGGACUUCGGCGAAAUGGAGGUGUCCAUCAUGGCUUUCAGCCCUUUGCUGGAUCCAUCCUGCCAACCCGAGCACUGCAAGGACUGGGGAAGGCUGACCAACGAUUUCCAGCUACAGACGGUGAAUGCGGGCCACAUGGAUUGCCUGCAAGUUCAAGCUGUUCCAAUUCUGUGGGAUGGUGUGAAGUUGGAACCGCAUUGCCCCUUUUUGUCAGAGGGCGUGGAAAUGCAUCGAACUUUGCAGAACUUUGCACAGGUUCAAGCAAAGCAGCGGGGGGAAGGCGUUUGCGAGCUCUUCGCAAGGAUCUGCAAGGACUUGCUGCAGUUUCUCUGAGGCUUCACGAGGCUGAACCUUCCGGGAAAA